Echinops telfairi (small Madagascar hedgehog) is the source of this 1185-nucleotide messenger RNA. Its product is annotated as vomeronasal type-2 receptor 116-like. Gene Ontology annotation, cellular component: membrane. The record is from RefSeq and is a predicted model, not a curated record. Gene Ontology annotation, molecular function: G protein-coupled receptor activity. Gene Ontology annotation, biological process: G protein-coupled receptor signaling pathway. NCBI's taxonomy places the organism in Eukaryota, Metazoa, Chordata, Mammalia, Afrosoricida, Tenrecidae.
AUGGGUGCUGUGGUACACAAGGAGGAAAGUGACCCAGACACUGCGGAAUACCAGCAAGUUGAAUAUCAGGAACUUGACAUCAUUGAAGAUGUCAUGCAGGUUCCUGGCCAGAUAAGCCAGGGAAAAGGUCCCUGGGACCAAGGAACCCAGACACCCGACUCAGUGUGUAGCAAGAAGUGUCACCUAGGAUUUAUGAAAAUUUCUCAGAAAGGAAAGCCUAACUGCUGCUUUGAUUGUGUUGUGUGUCUAGAAAGAGGAAUAUCUAAUCAAACAAAUAGUGAUCAAUGUAUGGAGUGCCCCCAAAGUAAGUAUCCCAACAUUGAGAGUAACCAAUGCCUGCCAAAAAUUGUGACCUUUCUGGCUUAUCAAGAUCUCUUGGGAAUGGCUCUGGCCUGCACAGCUCUGUGCAUCUCUGUCAUUACCACCAUGGUCUUGUGGGUCUUUGUGAAAUACUGAGACUCUCCCAUAGUCAAGGCCAACAACCGGGUCCUUAGCUAUGUCCUGAGCCUCUCCCUCCUCCUCUGCUUCCUCUGCUCCUUACUCUUCAUUGGUCGUCCAAACACAGCCACAUGCAUCCUCCGGCCAAUCACCUUUGGAGUUGUGUUCCCUGUGGCUGUUUCCACUCUUUUGGCCAAAACCAUCACUGUGACCCCAACCUUCAAAUCUUUGAAACCUGGAAGAAUCAUGAGGUGGUUGCUGGUAUCUGGAGCUGCAAACUGGGUGGUUCUCACCUGUUCCCUGAUCCAAAUAAUUAUCUGUGGAGUCUGGCUGGGAACCUCUACCCCUUUCAUUGACAUAGACACACACUCUACGCCCAGGAGCAUCAUCAUUGAGUGCAACAAGGGCUCAGUCACUGCAUUUAAUUGUGUCCUGGGAUACAUGGGAUUCAUGGCCCUGGGAACAUUUUCCUUGGCUUACCUGGCCAGGAACCUGCCUGACACCUUCAAUGAGUCCAAGUUCCUGACCUUCAGUAUGCUGGUGUUCUGCAGUGUCUGGGUGACCUUCCUCCCUGUCUACCACAGCACCCAGGGGAAGGUCAUGGUGGCUGUGGAGAUCUUCUCCAUCUUAUCCUCCAGUGUGGGGCCAGGUUGCAUCUUUGUCCCCAAAUGCUAUGUUAUCUUCCUACAUCCAGAUAGAAACACAUCAAAAGGGUCAAGGAAUAAAACAUACCAGAAAGGAAAAUGA